GUAUUCGCGGGUUACACCGGGCUUAUGUAAUUCGAUACUUAGACCGUAUUGGCAGCUUUAAAAUAUCUUUCAAUCGAAGAACGCUAACAAACUUUAACAUAUUUCCACGGGAUAUAAUAAUGGAUUUUCUAUUUCGGAGUCUUGCUACUUUGGUAGUUUGUCUCACGCUUUGUUUUAAGGAGGUCGCCGCUAGUGAGGUUUGCUGGACCGGCGGAUUAAAAUUAGAAGACUGCAAGUGGGGUUGCUGCGAUGGGAGCGAUGGAUACUCAACUUGUUGCGAACAAACCAAUGCAGGCCUGAUUGCUGGGGCCGUGCUAGGCUCAUUGGUCUUAGUCGCAAUCGUCGUGUCGAUCGUCGUCUGUUGUGUGUGCUGCGUGCGCAGAUCUCCAGGCGCCAGUGGACAAGUGCUCGGAAACGCAACGCCUGUACAAGCAGCCGUAGUGACCUCGUCUAACAUGACCUAUGGGCAACCACAGCCCUACCCGAUGCAGACGACCCAGAUGGCGUCAGUGUCAGCUCCACCCCUACAGAGCAGCGGUGUCCAUACCGGGUCCAAAAUGGGAUCCGAACCACCUCCAUAUUUGAUGCAGCCGUCAUCUUACCCACCGCCACGAUAUUAGAACACCAUCAGAACUGCCAGCAUGUGUUUUUCGAGAUGACAUGAUUUUUUUCUUCGUUAUGUUUUGUUUCAUAUUUCUGGUAUUCAAUCCAACAAAUAGCAAAUAAUUAUAUAUAUCAUUUUUCAAAGUAGUGUAUAUAAAAAAACUUUACUUUAUUUCUUAUUUCUGAUUUGUGCCCUUCGAUAAAGCGGUGGAAAUGGUU
This is a messenger RNA of Dreissena polymorpha, 822 nucleotides long. RefSeq names its product cysteine and tyrosine-rich protein 1-like. Lineage: Eukaryota; Metazoa; Mollusca; Bivalvia; Myida; Dreissenidae. Bases 120 to 620 code for a protein of 166 amino acids. The record is from RefSeq and is a predicted model, not a curated record. The transcript is spliced from 4 exons.